AUGUCAAAGCAGACUGCUCCCAAGGACUCCAAGGCUGGAGUUCAAGCCAUCAUCAAGGAGCAUCACCCUGCUGCCGUGUAUGUGCACUGUGCUGCGCAUUGCCUUAACCUGACUCUGGUCAAUUCAUCGAAAAUUCUUCCGAUAGGCCCUGCUUUUACCCUAGUUUCUCGAAUCAUCACCUUACUUCGCGGUUCUGCAAAGCGUUCUGAUGCUUUCUGUGAGAACAUACGGAAGUUGCAGCCCGAAGCUAGCAAAACUGCAAUCCCAAAGAUGUCUGACACUCGAUGGGUUGAACGACACGAUGCUGUUCUGACUUUUAUCCAGCUGAAGCCUUCCAUUGAAGCUACACUAGAAGACAUCAGCAAUUGGCCUGGGGAAAGCUGUGCUUCUGACUGCUGUGCUUAUCUGGCUAGCAUGAUGCGGUCAGAGUUCUUGAUUGCCCUGAUGUCUAUGAAGCACCUGCUGGGGGCGACUAAAGCUACCAGCAUUGCUCUUCAGGGACCUCCGCUAGAAUUGCCUCAGUCAAUGGAUCACAUCCGGAACUUGCGUCACCUCUUUCAACAAUGGCGCGAUGGUGAAGGCAAUGGCCGCUACGAAAAAGUCCAUUCUGACGCUGCAAAGCUGGGCGAUAUUCGAAUAGAGGGUAGAAGAGGCAGACCUCCUGUAGCAUCAUCGGCUUAUGAUCACUUCAGACAGACCGUUUACUUGCCCUUUCUUGAUUUUGUCCUGAUGGAUCUCAAGGAACGCUUCGUUGGAGCAGCUUCUUCUUGUGCCCAAGUGUGCAAGCUGCUACCCCGUUGGAUAAGUGAGAAGGAUGCACAGGAGGAAGAUUUUGAUGAUCUGGUCCAGUUAUACGAAGGAAUACUUCCAGAUGGUGACUUCCCCAGCGAGUUCGAAGUUUGGAAAAAUAUGUGGCGCUUCCCCCUGUACACCGAUACCCCAGAAACCUUUACAGCUGCACUCAGAGUGUGUCACAAAGCCACAAUGCCAGUAAUUUUUACUUUGCUCCAGAUUGGUGCUUCCCUCCCAGUGACGGUAUGCACUGCUGAGCGCUCUUUUUCGAGCAUGAAACUACUAAAAAGUUACCUCCGCUCCAACAUGAAGGAGGACCGACUCUCAAAUUUGGCGCUAAUUUACAUUCACAAAGAUGUAGAAAUCAAUGUCGAAGAGGUCAUCGACAGAUUUGCCGCAAAAAAUCGAAGACUCAAUUUUGUUUAA
Molecule: messenger RNA, 1218 nt
Organism: Symsagittifera roscoffensis
Lineage: Eukaryota; Metazoa; Xenacoelomorpha; Acoela; Convolutidae
Product: 52 kDa repressor of the inhibitor of the protein kinase-like
Exons: 1
Coding region: 1-1218 (405 amino acids)
Molecular function (GO): protein dimerization activity
Source: RefSeq, a predicted model, not a curated record